Messenger RNA from Entrophospora sp. SA101, 219 nucleotides. NCBI's taxonomy places the organism in Eukaryota, Fungi, Glomeromycota, Glomeromycetes, Entrophosporales, Entrophosporaceae. The record is from the annotation of a GenBank genome assembly.
AUGAGUAGGGAAGAGUUAAAAAAAGUAAAACAAAGCCUUUGGGAAAGUGCCAUAAAGUUGAGAGUAGGACUUGGUGGAACUCAUACUUGUGCAGAAAUUUGUCUGAAUCUAAUUUUUCUCAAAUAUAUUACGGAUAAAUCAAAACAAGAAUUUGAAGAAGAGAAGAAAAACUUUCCUGAACAACUUGCUCAAGAUGAAGAUUAUUUAAGAAAUUGUUGA